Physella acuta is the source of this 1315-nucleotide messenger RNA. RefSeq lists its product as uncharacterized. The record is from RefSeq and is a predicted model, not a curated record. NCBI's taxonomy places the organism in Eukaryota, Metazoa, Mollusca, Gastropoda, Physidae.
UCAAGUCAAGUCAAGACAUUUUUAAGAACAAAAGUUAGUUUUUGUUAACUUUGUACUGGGUUGGAUAAGACACAUCGGUGUCAGUGUAUCCAUCGAAUAGAUAAAUUUGGGUCAUAAUUAAAAUAACAAUGCAGUCGUUCGCUUUGGUGCCAUUAGUCCUUUGCACCGUUUUUGCCCAUAUUGGUUGUUAUGAAGCAAAACCAAUAACUGAACCUGAAGGGCAUGUGCGAGCGAAAUGGAAUAUUCCGAUUCAAGACAAAAGGAGUCUUUUUGAAACAGCUACAGCUUUGCAGCAUACGAUAGACGCUAUGAUAGUAGCUCUUUCUGGGAGUGACACAAAAAGAGGUCUUUUUGAAACAGCUACAGCAUUGCAGCAUACGGUAGAUGCUAUUGUAGCUGCUCUUUCUGGGAGUGACACAAAAAGAGGUCUUUUUGAAACAGCUACAGCAUUGCAGCAUACGGUAGAUGCUAUUGUAGUAGCUCUUUCUGGGAGUGGAACAAAAAGAGGUCUUUUUGAAACAGCUACAGCAUUGCAGCAUACGAUAGACGCUAUGAUAGUAGCUCUUUCUGGGAGUGACACAAAAAGAGGUCUUUUUGAAACAGCUACAGCAUUGCAGCAUACGGUAGAUGCUAUUGUAGCUGCUCUUUCUGAGAGUGGCACAAAAAGAGGUCUUUUUGAAACAGCUACAGCAUUGCAGCAUACGGUAGAUGCUAUUGUAGUAGCUCUUUCUGGGAGUGACACAAAAAGAGGUCUUUUUGAAACAGCUACAGCAUUGCAGCAUACGGUAGAUGCUAUUGUAGUAGCUCUUUCUGGGAGUGACACAAAAAGAGGUCUUUUUGAAACAGCUACAGCAUUGCAGCAUACGGUAGAUGCUAUUGUAGCUGCUCUUUCUGAGAGUGGCACAAAAAGAGGUCUUUUUGAAACAGCUACAGCAUUGCAGCAUACGGUAGAUGCUAUUGUAGUAGCUCUUUCUGGGAGUGACACAAAAAGAGGUCUUUUUGAAACAGCUACAGCAUUGCAGCAUACGAUAGAUGCUAUUUUAGCUACUCUUUCUGAAAGUGAUACUAAUGUAUAAAUACAAUUGUUCACAAAACUACGUAACAUUAUUUUCAAGUUGGUUUAACUGUUUUGAAAAAAAAAAGUAUCCAGAGUUAUAAAAUAAAAAUACGUUGAUAUAAUAAUUAAUUAAUAACAACAAUUCAAAUUACACAAAAUAUUAACAUUAAUAAUAAAAAUUAUACUUUUAUCUCAGAAAUGUUUUUGUUUAUUUAAUAGUUCAUGUACAAAGCAAAUAGAAUAACAGAGAUUGCAUUU